UAUUGUAAAUGAAAUCCUGAAAGUAAUAAUUAAAGUAAGGGUAGGCAGUGACAUCUCAUUUUGCUGGGUUCCUGGGCACGCUGGGAUUCAGGGAAAUGAACAAGUGGACAGCUUAGCCAAAGAAAGCUUGAAUAAGCAAGCUGUAGUACAACUCCCCCUAGGAAGAGUGGAACUGAGAGGGAUAAUUAAAGAGGGCAUAAUAAAGGAGUGGCAGGUGGGCUGGGAGAAAGAAAGUAAGGGGAGGCAUUUCUUUUCUAUACAAUCUCUAGUCAAUAGGAAAUGUCAUUGUAGUUCUCCAUCCCGAAGGGACUCUGUUAAACUGUGUAGAUUGAGGUUGGGUCAUUGUGGUUUAAACCAGUCUCUUUUUAUUAUAGGAAAGCACGACACAGGUCUAUGUCACUGCGGGAGGCCUGAAACAGUUAAACAUGUGUUCUUAGAAUGCAGUCAAUACAACGCUGAAAGGCAGAGACUAUUUUCCCAAAUGGCAGAAUUAGAAGUUCAAGUUUUCUCUAUUUCUUCUUUGUUUGGCCACUGUGAGAACCAUCAAUUGACUUCCAGAGCAGUUUUGCCGUUUCUGCAUGAAACUGGACUAUAUAGAAGAAUCUGAAGUAGAUUAGAAAUAACGACCAGUGGAGGGCAGUAAUACGCAGUUCAGCGUCUACACUGCCGGAAAUCAAGAAGAAGAAGAAGAAGAAGAAGAAGAAGGGACUGAGGACCUAUGCAGAGGACUGUCUAUCGUCUCAGUAGCGUGCCGGUGGCCGAGAGAAACCAAAUGUAUGAAAGUCUACUUAAACUGGCAGUGAUGUUACAACGUAACCCUCCUCAUUGAAGAUGGCAGCAGUGCCUGGAGUGUGGGCUUUCUUCAGCCUCCAUCGAUCAGUGAUAUUGCAGUGCCGCUUUCGACUCCUUCCAGUACAGUUGACAUCAGUCUCCCUUCCCAGGAGUCUUUGCAGCACUACUACAAGUACAAAUGAACCAGAGCCACCUGAGAACUCUGAGAAUAAAUCUCUCCUUCAGAACCUGAAUCUCCUGGGAGUUGAUGUGAAGAAGGCACAUCAGCGUCAGCCUGGAGUGUUCCGUAAAGUCACCACUAAUGAGCAAGGUCUCGCUCAGUUUCUGAAAAGCAAAGGGGCCAGUGGCAAAGUAAUCGCUGACAUCAUAUCCCGUUAUCCCCGUGCUAUCACCCGCUCAAUUAAUCAUUUGGAACAGCGCUGGAAGCUGUGGAAAAACAUCUUCAAGACUGAUGAAGAAAUCGUGAACAUCCUAAAUCGUUCACCCGAGUCUUUCUUCCGGACCAGUGAUAAUGAGAACUUGGAGAAAAACAUAGCUUAUCUGACCUCAUUGGGAUUAAACACCAAAGACCUCCAUCGGCUGCUGACCACAGCACCACGGACAUUCUCCAACAGUUUAGAGCUCAACAAGCAGAUGGUGGAGCUUCUGGAAGACAUCUGUGCCAAACUUGGUGGGGAGAAUCCAGAGCAGUUUGCUAAAGCUGUAAUAUCCAGAAACCUUUACAUUCUUAUCCGAAGCACUAAAAGAGUCAAGACAAACAUUGAUGUCCUGAGAGAUUCUCUUAAUCUGAGUGAUUCAGAACUGCUUGCUCUUCUUCAAGGCCCUGGGGCAGAAAUACUGGACCUUUCCUGUGAGUACCUGAAGAAGAAUUUUAACACUCUCCAGCAGAGGAUGGUUUCACUUGGCUGUCGGAAAGCUGAUAUAAAAAACCUGAUUCUCAACUAUCCGAUGGUCCUGUUCAUUGGGCCAGACACACUGAGCUCUAAACUGGACUGUCUCCUGAAAGGUGGAGUAACAAUGAAGCAGAUAGUGGAAAAGCCAAAGGUUUUAGAUUACAGUACACAGAACAUUUUAGGGCGACUAGUGGAGCUGAAGAGAGUUGGAUAUGACUUCCAGAAGAGCGGCAUCAACAUCCUGGACAGUAGCCGAAAGCGGUUUGCUGCAAAGAUUGAAAAACUUAUUGCCUCACCUGAUGUAUGAAUGCGGCUGUCUGUAUUAUGAUGUUACAUAAUGUUGGGUGCUGCUUUUCUCGAACCUGGCUUCAUGGUUAUCAUGUUUUGUUCAUGUAGUAACUAGAAUAUGAUUUCUGACUUCUUGGAUGUCAAUAUGUCUGGUGGGGCUACAACAAACAGUUAUUUCAACAAUCACAAUUUCCUGUUCCCCAGGGUCCAUCUUCAAAUGACUUGUUUGUCCAACCAGUAAUCCAAAAACAAAAUGUUAUGAAACUUACUAUCUCAUAAGUCAACAAAAGCAGCAAAUUCUAACAAAUGAGAAGCUGGACUAGAGGAAAUUUUGGCAUUUUUGCUUGAGCAAUAAUUCAUUUAUCAACGCUGUUGCUGCUAAAGUUUGACUAAUCAAUUAAUUAGUAAUUACCUCAGCUCUAAUAUCUUGUACUUGAACUUGUGUUACUCACAGUACAUUUGCAGAGACUAACUGUAAGUUAAAUCUUGGAGAGCUGCUCUUGGAAUUUUGGUGGAGAUGCAAUCUUGAAAUAAAAGCGUUACAUCUGAUUAUGUGUUUCAAUCCUCAUUCCAGUUGUUUUUAUGUACUCAUAAAUAUGUGGUAACUGAUAUGAGGUAAUUCUUGGUGCAAUU
Messenger RNA from Epinephelus fuscoguttatus (brown-marbled grouper), 2606 nucleotides. Its product is annotated as transcription termination factor 1, mitochondrial. Gene Ontology annotation, cellular component: mitochondrial matrix. Gene Ontology annotation, biological process: regulation of DNA-templated transcription; termination of mitochondrial transcription. The record is from RefSeq and is a predicted model, not a curated record. Bases 832 to 1992 code for a protein of 386 amino acids. Gene Ontology annotation, molecular function: double-stranded DNA binding. NCBI's taxonomy places the organism in Eukaryota, Metazoa, Chordata, Actinopteri, Perciformes, Serranidae. The transcript has 2 exons.